CACUCUUAUCACUUUUCUGUCUUUUUGUCUAACGUUUCCUCUCCGUGGGACAGCGGGGAGGUUUCAACGCUCUCUGGUCUAUUUAUAGCUCAGUUGCUCAAUUCUUUCAGGGGGAACUGUUGAGUACUAUGAGCCUGGUGGCGCUUGUAGUCAAAACAUUGUUUACAUAUGACUGAAUCUGUUUAAUAACAGUAUAUGUGGCUGUAACAACGCAUUUUUAUUGCGCGAAACGUUACGAUGACGCAGCGUCUCGUCCCCAGCAGCACUGUUUUUACUCCGUGUUACAGUAGAAAAGCACCGGCAUGACACCUUGUUUCACGUAAAAGCUUCCGCGUAAAGUGGAUUUUAUGGUUGCAGAGCGAUUGCUAUGGUAACAGUGUCGUUAACUUUACCGUUCAUUCAUGGAUUUGUUCCGGACAGACAGACAAGUGGAGGUGCAGACAUAGAGACAGACAGCAGGGGCGCUGUUCUCUCUGCAGUGCUGUUAAGUGACACGUGGGAGACUGAAGAAUAGGUGGAGAAAUUAAGUUGGAGUGACAUGAGUGCACAGGAUGAGGCCAGAGGCAGUGACUGGUAUCCAGCACCUCUGGGAGAGUACGCCCAGUUGCCUCAGGAUGACAGCUGUAGCACCCUGGAGCCUUCAGAACAGCUCUUCCCUCUAAUGGAGACCAAGUUAUACAAGCGGCGCUGGGUCAUGCUGUUCAUUUUUAGCCUCUACUCCAUGAGCAACGCCUUCAUGUGGCUACAGUAUGGCAUCAUCAACGACAUCUUCAUGCGCUUCUACAGCAUCGACACCUUGGCCAUUGACUGGCUCUCUAUGAUCUAUUUCCUAACCUACAUACCAUUCAUCCUGCCCGUCAUGUGGCUGCUGGACAACCGGGGGAUCAGGGAUGUGGUGGUGGUGGGUUCUGCCUUGAACUGCAUCGGGGCCUGGAUCAAGACAAGCACAGCAGACCCCAACAUGUUCGCCAUGACUUUCUUUGGCCAGUUUGUGUGCUCAGUGGCCACAGUUCAUAUCCUGGGCAUUCCAUCCAGACUCGCGUCCCUGUGGUUUGGGCAGCAGGAGGUGUCUACCGCUUGUUCCAUUGGUGUUCUAGGAAACCAGUUGGGUAUCGCCAUUGGGUUCCUGGUGCCGCCCAUUCUUGUGCCUAAUGUGGACGAUGUCAGUGAGCUGGCAAACCACAUCAGGAUCAUGUUCUACAUCAGCGCUGGAGUGGCCACCCUCAUCUUCGUCCUCGUGGUCAUUGUGUUUCAGGAGAAACCAGAGCUCCCUCCCACGCAGGCCGAAGCCCAGGCCAGGAACAUACCACCGGAAGAGUACUCAUACAUGGCUUCUAUCUUGAGGCUGCUGAGCAACAAGCCCUUUAUGCUCCUGGUUGUCAGCUAUGGGCUGAACGUCGGCUGCUUCUAUGCCGUUUCCACAUUGUUGAACCGAAUGAUCAUCGAACAUUAUCCCGGUGAAGAGGUAAACGCUGGGAGAAUCGGUCUGACCAUCGUCAUUGCAGGCAUGGUGGGCUCUCUCAUAUGUGGCAUUUGGCUGGACAAGACCAAAACCUACAAGCAGACCACCCUGGUUGUAUAUCUCCUCUCGCUGAUUGGCAUGCUCAUCUACGCCUUCACCCUCAACCUGGGUCACCUGUGGGUGGUGUUUGUCACUGCUGGGGUUUUAGGCUUCUUCAUGACAGGAUAUCUGCCGCUGGGCUUCGAGUUUGCCGUGGAGCUCACGUACCCUGAAUCCGAGGGAACCUCAUCGGGACUUCUUAACUGCUCUGCUCAGAUUUUUGGGAUUAUUUUCACCAUCUGCCAAGGGAAGAUUAUUGACAAAUGGGGCACUUUGGCUGGAAACAUCUUCCUUUGUGUUUUUCUACUAAUCGGUUCAGUACUGACAGGAUUUAUUAAGGCUGACCUCCGACGGCAGAAGGUCAACCACCAGACCGAUGUCCAGACAGUGAGCGAGAAGAAAGCAGCAGAUGUGGAAGGAGGAACAUCCCCACCUGAAAUCCUCAAAGAGAGGAAGUUGUGAAGAAGGACGUUCCUGCGAUGAGCUGCUGUAACUCAUGAAGAACCACGUAGAUGCCAGAUUCAUGCUCAUAUCCAAAGUGCAAUUUAGCUCGUCGCAAAUCAAGCACAAGUCAGAAUAUUGGCGUUUAAUGUUGACGUUUUUACAUGUCAGUGCAAUCUAACUGCCACUUCUGUGACUCCAACAUGACGACAGUCUUUAAUUUAUCCAACCCUAAUGUUUUUUUUUUAUUAAAUGCACAAUGAUGAGCAAUAUUUAAACUGCGUGUCCUUUUCCUAAUAUUGGACCCAAUACUGUGCGUUACUGAACUCAUUCAUGAAGUGUUGUGUUUUUGAUUCACACUGAAAGUGUGCGAUGUGACCUCCUGCUGCGGCAGCCAGGUAACCAACCCAACACUUUCACAUCGUUACACAUCUGCCUGCCAUUCAGGGUCACGCGGGAGUAUUCUCCUCUCUGAACACAGCGGACUAUAAAUACGCUUGCUGCCGUGAACUUUGGAAAGUCAGUCUUACACUGUACCACUGUAUCUCUACUACAGGAAAUUUGGUGUGGUGCGUCAGGGACAUGAAGAAUGUCAGCGUUGCACAAAAGAGAUGCAAGUAAAAGGCAAAUGAAUCUUGUUUUGCCCUCGUCAUUUUGCACAAGAAAAACUGUUGUAUGUUAGAAAGUCUUCUGUUGUGAUUUUGUUACUGAGGCAUAUGUUUCACGUUCAUGCAGUCUGUCAUGUCUGUGUUGUUCUCAUUGUGUCGUGGUCUGUGUGUUGUCAUGAUUCUUAUGGGAUUGUUUAAGGUGCUAGUGAUUGUGAAAAAGUUUCUAAACCCAAAGUGUUUUUGCCUUUUUGUAUGCUACAAAUAGUUUUUAAACUGUUUUUAA
This is a messenger RNA of Solea senegalensis (Senegalese sole), 2893 nucleotides long. It is a transcript of the gene flvcr2a, whose product is annotated as FLVCR heme transporter 2a. Gene Ontology annotation, molecular function: heme transmembrane transporter activity; heme binding. The transcript has 11 exons. The record is from RefSeq and is a predicted model, not a curated record. Gene Ontology annotation, cellular component: membrane. Lineage: Eukaryota; Metazoa; Chordata; Actinopteri; Pleuronectiformes; Soleidae. Gene Ontology annotation, biological process: transmembrane transport; heme export. Bases 539 to 2023 code for a protein of 494 amino acids.